Molecule: messenger RNA, 6849 nt
Organism: Xyrauchen texanus (razorback sucker)
Lineage: Eukaryota; Metazoa; Chordata; Actinopteri; Cypriniformes; Catostomidae
Product: proteasome adapter and scaffold protein ECM29-like
Exons: 49
Coding region: 54-5525 (1823 amino acids)
Biological process (GO): proteasome assembly
Cellular component (GO): cytoplasm; nucleus
Molecular function (GO): molecular adaptor activity
Source: RefSeq, a predicted model, not a curated record
GCUGUGGUCUGUAUGAUAGAGGAGUGGCUGUGUUUCUGGUGGUGACUUCAAACAUGGCUGCACAGGACGAGCUCAAUCAAUUGGAGCGUGUGUUUAUGCGCUUGGGCCAUGCUGAAACAGAUGAGCAGUUGCAGGAUAUUAUAUCCAAAUUCCUGCCCCCGGUACUCCUCAAACUGUCCAGUGUGCAAGGAGUUCGCAAGAAAGUUAUGGAGUUGCUGGUACACUUGAACAAAAGGAUAAAAAGUCGGCCAAAGGUACAACUGCCUGUGGAAACACUAUUGGUUCAGUAUCAGGAUCCUGCUGCUGCAUCUUUUGUCACGAACUUUACUAUAAUCUACAUUAAGAUGGGCUAUCCCAGGCUGGAGGUGCCCAAACAGUGUGAACUUGCACCUACUCUACUUACAGCAAUGGAGGGGAAACCUCAGCCCCAACAGGACAGUCUGAUGCACUUGCUGAUUCCUAUAUUGUAUCACAUGAAAUAUCCAUCAAAGCCUUCUAAAGCUUCCCCAUUCGUCCUAACGGAGAGGCCCAAAACCGUACAGCUUCUCCUAGAGUUCAUGCUUGAUGUACUCCUGAUGCCAUAUGGGUUUGUGUUAAAUGAGCCUCCCAGUCGUCCAGCCCCCUCUUCCCCACAAGGGGGAGCUGUGGCUGCACAGGGUCUCCCUCAGCCUCCUCCAGGAAUGAGCGUUUACGCUGUAAAAAGAGUCAUCGGAGAAGCUCAGUGGACCCCAGAACAACUUGAGCAGUGUAAGCUGGGGAUUGUUAAGUUCAUAGAGGCAGAGCAGGUCCCUGAGGUUGAAACAGUUAUUCACUUAGUUGUUGCCUCAAGUGACACUAGACACAGUGUCGCCACUGCAGCUGAUCUGGAACUAAAAAGCAAGCAAAGCAUUAUUGACUGGAACAAUCAACUCAUCAUCAACAAAAUGUAUAAAGUGUACCUGGGUGAUAUUCCACUUAAAACUAAAGGUGCCACGGUAAAACAGGAACUAAAGCAUGAGCCAGUCAGCACCAGAGUCAAGCUCAAGAUUUUGCCUCAUCUUCUCCGCUCUAGAUUGGCUGCUGAAUGCUUUCCUGCAAAUAUACAGGUGGUCUAUGAUGGGCUUUUUGGAUCAAACACCAACAACAAACUCCUGUCUCUCACUCUACAGUUUGUGCAUCAUAUCUGUAUGGUGUGUCCAGAGACUAACAACCCACUAGGUUUGAUGUUACUGAAUGGGCUUACCAAACUUAUUAAUGAAUAUAAAGAGGAUCCUAAACUACUAUGUAUGGCAUACUCAGCAGUUGGAAAGCUUUCAAGUCGGAUGCCUCAGCUUUUCACGAAAGACAUUGCAUUGGUACAGCAGUUUUUUGAGUCCAUGUGCAAGGAGGAGGCUGAUGUGCGAUUGGCCAUUCAGGAGGCCUUGUCUAUGAUGGUGGGAGCAUAUGCUAACCUUUGCGGGGCACUUCUGAACCUAAUGGAAGCGCUGGUAGCUGCUUAUAUCGGAAAGCCGGAGGUGCAGGUGCGUCAGAUAGCAAUGAAGUUUGCCAGUACAGUGUUUGCUCCUGAUCACGUGGCCUCUAGAUAUCUCUUACUGCUGGCUGCUGGAGAUCCUCGUGAGGAAGUGUCUAGUGAGGCCCGGCGUGCUCUUAGGUCUCUCCCUUCUAAGACGACAGAAAAAGAGGGAUCAAGACCUAUGCCGUCCUUCCCUGAGAUGGUCCGCUACAUUCAGGAAGAGGCUGCACAGAGAUUGAAGACUCCUGCGAAAUACAUAGUUGGUACUUCCACGCUGCCUUUUAACCCUGCCACAUUUGGGGAGAUAGUUCUUUAUCUUAGAAUAUGUCUGGCUUAUAGCGCUGGAGCCACACCCACUUCUCGGAGCCCGAUUGACAUGCAGGAUGACGCUCCUCUGAUUGGACGCUAUAUUCAGUCUUUGCUGUCCAAUGAAGCUCCUACUUCCUCCACCUCUAAAGGAGGCGAGACCAAUCCAGUUCAAGUAUACAUGGACUUACUUCAACAGCUGCUGUCAGCUGUAGGAGGUAUUCCAGUGAUGUACUCUCUUUUGGAAGUGGUGUCUGUGUGCCCAGAAAAACUUGCUCCCAUGUUUGCAGAGAAAAUCGACUGGAUAAAGGGUCUCAUGAACACUAAUAAAGAAGACAUGCGCGAGUUGGCAGCUCAGCUGUAUGCCGUGGUUGUCUCCACUAUGUCUGGAAAUGAACUUAAAACUGCUGUCCAUUACCUGAUCAAGACAACUAAAGACACUCAUAGUCCUGAGACUCAGCAUGGCGCCAUCUUGGCUCUGGGCUACAUGGUGGGCAGGUACAUGAGUAAUAGGCGGAGCCUGAUGCCUAAUGAAGCCACUCCCAAAGAAAAUGAGGAACUAAUUGCCAUUGCGACGAAAACCAUUGGUUCAUUUUUGGAAAGCGAUGCUCCUUUGUUGACUGUUGCUGCGGUGACUGCAUUGGGUGAGAUUGGACGGAACAGCGUGCUGCUGAUACCAACAGAUGGAGAUGGCUUAACCAAACUCAGUCUAGUGGAUAAUCUGCUUGCCAGGAUCCCCUCUGGCAAAGAGACCGGCAAGAUGAAAGAACGUGCCAUCCAGACUCUUGGGUUUCUGCCAGUGGGAGAUGGAGAUUUCCCUCACCAGAAGAAAAUCCUGCAGGGCCUCAUGGAUUCAGUAGAGGCCAAGCAAGUGGAGCUGCAAUUUACGGUGGGAGAGGCUUUAACCAAUGCUGCAAUUGGAAGCUGCUCUGGAGCGGCCCGAGAUGUAUGGACUUGUACAGAAGAUCAGUACUGCCCCCCUGACAAUAUAAAGAACAAUGAUGUAGUGCCAUGGGUUUUGAACUCUGUCUUGUCUAAAUACAUACCGAGUGUAAACCCUCACGUUCGGCAGGCUGCCUGCAUAUGGCUCCUGUCUCUAGUCAAAAAACUCAGCCAUCACAAAGAAAUACAGUCUCAUCUGAAGGAGAUACAGGUGGCCUUUAUCUCCAUCUUGUCUGAUCCAGAUGAACUUAGCCAGGAUGUGGCAUCUAAAGGACUCGGGUUGGUUUAUGAGCUGGGAGGAGAACAGGAUCAACAGGAACUGGUGUCAACCCUUGUGGAAACGCUCAUGACUGGUAAAAGAGUUAAACAUGCCGUAUCGGAGGACACUGAAGUCUUCCAGGGGGAGUCCCUUGGUAAAGCACCCGAUGGGCAUGGACUCUCCACCUACAAGGAGCUGUGUUCGUUAGCUAGUGACCUAAACCAACCAGAUCUCGUUUAUAAGUUCAUGAAUCUUGCCAAUCACCAUGCCAUGUGGAAUUCUAGGAAGGGGGCAGCAUUUGGCUUUAACAUCAUUGCCGCAAAGGCAGGUGAGCAGCUGGCUCCUUUCCUGCCUCAGCUGGUUCCCCGCCUCUAUAGAUACCAGUUUGACCCCAACCUGGCCAUCAGACUGGCCAUGACUAGCAUCUGGGAUGCUCUCGUCACGGAUAAAACCAUUGUGGAGAAAUAUUUUAAGGAUAUUCUUCAGGAUGUUAUAUCCAACCUCACCAGUAACAUGUGGAGGGUGCGGGAGUCAAGCUGCAUGGCUUUGAACGAUCUGAUUCGUGGGAGGCAGGCAAAUGAAAUCAUUGAACGCCUAUCAGAAAUCUGGGAGACUCUAUUCCGGGUCCUGGAUGAUAUAAAGGAGUCUGUUCGUAAGGCAGCAGAUCUGACUCUGAAGACUCUCAGUAAAGUGUGUGUGCGCAUGUGUGAAUCGACAGAUGCUGCUGCUCAAAGGACAGUGGCUGUGAUGUUGCCAACUCUACUGGACAAAGGCAUCGUCAGCAAUGUGGCUGAAGUGCGAACUCUCAGUAUCCAGACUCUAGUGAAGAUCAGUAAGACGGCUGGCAGCCGUCUGAAGCCGCAUGCUCCUCGACUCAUCCCCGCUUUGCUGGAGGCUCUGAGCGUGCUGGAGCCCCAGGUGCUCAACUACCUCAGUCUGAGAGCCACAGAGCAGGAGAAGAGUGCCAUGGAUGCUGCUAGGUUAAGUGCAGCCAAGUCCUCUCCUAUGAUGGAAACUAUUAAUAUGUGUUUGCAGCACUUAGAUGUGUCUGUGUUAGGAGAGCUUGUUCCCAAACUCUGUGAUCUACUCAAGAGUGGAGUCGGACUUGGAACAAAGGGAGGAUGUGCCAGUGUGAUUGUGUCAUUGACAGUGCAGUGCCCUCAAGAUCUCACACCAUAUUCAGGUAAACUCAUGAGUGCACUCUUGAAUGGGAUCAAUGACCGCAGUAGUGUCAUUCAGAAGUCAUUUGCCUUCGCCAUUGGACAUCUGGUCAGGACAGCCAAAGACAGCAAUGUUGAGAAGCUUCUGCAGAAACUAAACACCUGGUACCUGGAGAAAGAGGAGGCGCUGUUUAAGUCGUCAUGUUGUCUGGUGGUUCAUGCCAUCAGUCACUACAGUCCUGAUGUGCUGAAGGCUCAUGCAGGAGUUGCUCUCCCGCUGGCAUUUCUGGGCAUGCACCAGGAGCCUGAAGAGGAGAAAGGAGAGAACUCUGAAGCCAACCUGUGGACUGAGGUCUGGCAGGAACACGUACCUGGAAGCUUUGGGGGAAUCAGACUGUACAUGACAGAGCUCAUAGCCAUUACUCAGAGGGCUCUGCAGUCUCAGUCCUGGAAGAUGAAGGCUCAGGGUGCGGCUGCCAUGGCAACUAUCGCUAAGCAACAGACAGGCUCACUGGUAGCACCUCAUCUGGGCAUGGUGUUGAGUGCACUACUACAGGGGCUCGCAGGACGCACCUGGGCUGGGAAGGAAGAGCUGUUGAAAGCUGUUGGAUCAGUAGUGUCUAAAUGCAGUGUGGAGCUACAGAAGCCUGCAGUGGGUCAACCGACUGUGAGCGAGGUGCUGGAUCUGGUGCUGAAAGAAUGCAAGAAGGAGAGUCUUGUUUAUAAAAUUGCAGCUUUGCGCAGUGCUGCAGACAUCUUGGAGUCGACGGAGACCGAUCGUUUUCAAGAAGUCACUGAAUUUGUGCUUCCUCUCAUCAGAAAGAAUCAGCCAGCUGGUGCUGGCUCCCCGAGGCAUGAUGAAGACGAUGACGCUAAAGCUCGUGAGCUGCAGACGGAAAUACUGCUGUGUGCAUUUGAAACACUUGGGAAAGCCUGGCCUAAAACCGUCCAGACACAGAGUCAGUUCCAGGUUGAGGUUUGUAGUGUAAUGUGCGAACGACUGAAAUUGAGCACAUGGAGGGUCCAACUGGGAGUCCUGCGAGCAUUGAAGGUUUUCUUUCAGAGGUUGCUGCUGUUGGAUAAGGAGCAUCAGAAUGCUUCCCUUCUGACUGAGAUGUUGUCAGAAACCUGCACUGCCCUGACAUCACCACUAGAAAACAAAAGUUAUUCUUCAGUAAGAACAGAUGCCUUGGCUGCAGUUGAACUUCUUUUGAAGAGGCUUGAAGAGAGUGAUCAAUGGGAGUGCCUGUCUGAGAGGAGCCGGCAACAGCUUCAGCGUUCUUUAGCCACCAUGGAAACAGACAGCUUUCCAGAACUUAAGGAGAAAGCCCAGACAAUGAGGAGAAAAAUACAGGCCCUGCCAUGAAUAACCUGCCCACACACAAACACUCUCGCAGGCAAAACCUGUCCUGAGGGUUUAUUCGGGAAUCUCCACCAUAAGUUCCAAUAGUAAUCCGCAGUUUUGUCACAUACAUUCACUUACAAGCACACAUACUAUGCCGUAAUGUCUAUUCUUCAUUUACAUACAACAUUCUAGUGUCCACCAUAAACCCUUUCUCAUGUGUAAACUGUUUGAAAUUGAAAGUGUCUGCUCUUAAUGAGUCAUGCAGAGGCUGCCACACUGAAAUUUACUUUUUAACCAAUGUGCAAAGACUACAGAAAUGGUUUGCUUUGAUCAUUUUUGUAAUAAAAAAGAAAAAGAGUUUGUAAAGUCUGGUCAUAUGCUGGCAGGCAUGUCAGUUUAAGCCUUUUAUAGUUUUGCUGAGACAUGAAUUUUUUUUUGUCCACUUCAGCCAUUUUUGCUUCUUUGAACCUUACAUUGUCGUUUGUGCUAAAAAUUGUGGAGAUUACGAAUCAGAAGACUAGUUGCAGAUAUGAUACUGCUUUUUGCAAUGUCGUAUUACAAUCUGUUUUGUUUCUAACAGGGCCUGAACUGUCUGUGUGCUUCACACACACUGUGUUUCACCCUCAAGGGUUUGCGUGACUACUGCAGUUUCUUCCAGUUUAUGAAAUUCUCCUCUCAUUAAGGCACUCACUGAAUGAAGCUGGAUGAUUGAGAGCUAUCUACAUAGUUGCCUUCAUCCAUUGAGUGCUGUUGAAGUGAAGCAGAAGGAACGAUGAGCUGUCAAUACUGAAUGUAACUUUGGAUAAAAAUAAAAAUUUUCUCAAAUGAGGGUUGGUGUAGAGGUAUUAAGAGUGUGUUAAAUGGAAGUUUGUAACAUAAACUACAUUGAAACCUUAAACCUGCCCUUGUCAGUGUUUGCAUGUGUGAAAAUAUAUUUUCUAUAAGGAUAAAUCAUACGUUCAUAAAGAGGCACAUUUUACGGCGUCUUAUUUCACCCAUUGUGGAGUUCUGACUAGGGGUGAACUGAUACAGACAGUUUACCGGUAACUAAUGUGGUGGAAAAGGCUAAUAACCAAUUCAUUGGCUGAUAGUUAAAAAUGUAUAUGUAUAUAUAUAUAUAUAUAUAUAUAUAUAUAUAUAUAUAUAUAUAUAUGGAAUGUUAAAAACAUUUCUUAGUCUUUCCAUACAGAGGCUACAAGAGUCAAAAGAUGAUAAUCCCACAUGCAGUUUAAUUGUUCAACCAAAAUAUAUUCAAACCAAAGAUAUUAAUAAUAACCAGAAGGGAAAGAAAUGAAGAUUUGGUGCAUAAUGUGCAACUUUUAACAAUAAAUAUGUCUGAAACACA